Messenger RNA from Penicillium samsonianum, 837 nucleotides. RefSeq lists its product as uncharacterized. The transcript is spliced from 2 exons. Bases 1 to 837 code for a protein of 278 amino acids. The record is from RefSeq and is a predicted model, not a curated record. NCBI's taxonomy places the organism in Eukaryota, Fungi, Ascomycota, Eurotiomycetes, Eurotiales, Aspergillaceae.
AUGUUACCAGCAGAUCAUGGGUUUGCUUUAGUAACCCCUGCCUCGCGAGGACUGGGGUUCGCCUUCGCACAGCAGCUUCUAUCCCGGACCGAGCUCCCUGUGAUUGCAACAGCCCGCAAGAACUGCGAUGAACUCCAACAACGAUUACUGUCAAGCAAGGGUAUGCCCAAAGACGCAAAGCAGAGACUCCGCAUUCUCCAAGUUGAUGUAACAGAUGAGCCUACAAUAUCAGCAAUGGCAGACACAAUCCGCCAGGAUUAUCCGAACACACCGCUCAGGUUAGGAUUAACAAUCCCCGGCGUUUUGCAUGCAGAAAAAUCACCUAGUAAAAUCGACGCUGCCAAUGCGCUGGACAACUUCAAAGUCAACUCCCUCGGCCCUUUGCUACUCAUGAAGUAUCUCUCCCCAUUCGUCCCAUUGAAAUCCGCUCCGGAAUUUCCAACAAUAGAAGCUAGCUCUGCAAUCGACUCUCCAGGACCGCUGUGGCUGCCCUCGCAUGCCAUCUAUGCGAUGAUGGCCGCUCGAGUCGGCUCAAUAUCGGACAAUGCCUCUGGCGGAUGGUAUUCCUACCGUGCAAGUAAGGCAGCUGUAUUCCAAUUGGCCAAGACUUUUGAUUUGCAUUUGCGCUCGAAGAGUGCGCAGAGGGCAAUUGCUGUGGCGCUGCACCCUGGGACUGUGCACACGAAUUUCACCAAGGAGUAUUGGGGAACAAGAGAAAUGCUGGAGCCGGCCGACGCGGCCGAAAAGCUGUUGGAGGUGCUUGUGGGGUUGUCAUCGGAUGAUAAAGGAGGGAGAGGGAGGUGUUGGGAUUGGAUGGGGAAGGAGAUUUUGCCGUGA